Molecule: messenger RNA, 1488 nt
Organism: Loa loa (African eye worm)
Lineage: Eukaryota; Metazoa; Nematoda; Chromadorea; Rhabditida; Onchocercidae
Exons: 6
Coding region: 358-1488 (376 amino acids)
Biological process (GO): sterol biosynthetic process
Cellular component (GO): endoplasmic reticulum
Molecular function (GO): sterol 24-C-methyltransferase activity
Source: RefSeq, a predicted model, not a curated record
GUCAUUUUUAACUCACGUGCUCGAUUGCUUUAAAAAUUGAUAUUUCAUAUUCUUGACUAUCAUCUUAAAAGAAUCCUUCAUACUUUUACAAAAUUUUACCAUUAAAUCUAUUCGUUUAAGUUCUUUUGUUAUUUUGCUCUUUGAAGAUUGGAAGAUAAUGAGAAACUAAAAGUACGAUUUUCUCGUGUUCCCUUUGCACCACCGCUUUGUACAAGACAUGUCGCAGUUGUAAUAUUUCUUGUAGAUUGUGUGAGUAUGCGUGUCUGUGCAUCCCCUCCUCUUCUACCCUCUCCUCCCUUCCCCCCAUAAUGUUGUCCUUGUUUUUGCAUAGUGAUAAGGAGUAGAACUGUUACAAUCAUGACAGUGUUGGGUGUUAUAUUGAUGCCGAUUUUCAUGAUCACUCCGAGAAAUCCCUCUAUGAGAAAAACGAUCAUUCCGUGCUAUAACACUCUGGUCAUCAUGUCGAUUGAUUUAACAUCGAAGUUUUUCAAAUUACUACGACAUUUUCGACGGGAAGAUUUGGAAUCAUUUGCUGAAGAACAUGACCGAUUGUAUAGAGAGGCAAAGGCAAAAUCGGACUAUUCGUUGGUUACGACGCACUACUACUCCGUUAUGUCCACCGUUAUUGAUGAAUACUUUAAUGGAAGUUUUCAUUUUGCUCCGCCUCGAGAGAGACAGCAAUCGCUGGCAGAUGCACUGAAAGAACUUCAUGUACGAAUCGGUCACUGUUUAGAACUUGCGGAAGGUAAGAAGUGUGUAGAUAUUGGAUGUGGUAUAGGUGGUGUUAUGCACGAUCUAGCCCUCACUGGAGCUGAUUUGACUGGUGUGACAAUAGCAGGAAAUGAGGUGGUAAUUGGGAACAAACGUUUCCAGAAUGAAGGUCUCCAAAAUUGUAGUAUUGUGCAAGGGAACUAUUGCUGCUUACCAUUGGUGGACAGUCGUUAUGAUUGCGCAUAUGCGGUUUAUGCUCUGAAGUAUAUGGAAGAUUUAAAGCCACCAUUACAAGAAAUAAAUCGGAUUUUACGUCCAGGGGGAUUUUUCCUUGUUUAUGACUUAUUGAAAACUGAUAAAUAUCACUCCUCUUCAGAGGAACAUAAAACAAUUAUCAAUAAUUUAGAGUAUGCUUGUGGAAUGCCUCCCUUACACACCAAAGAAGAAAUAGUAAAUACGGCAAAAAUUUAUGGUUUGGAACUGGCAGGAAAUAUCAAUCUUGACCAAGAAACUGGAAAUCCUUAUUAUUUUUGCUUUUCCCAUUCUCCCUUUUUCAUGUGGCUUAUUAGGUCGUCACUGAUUGAUUGGAUAAUUUUGGUUGCACAAGCACUUCAUAUUAUGCCUAAAGGAUUUCUUCGUUUUAAACGAGUAUUUCUUGCUGGUACAGUGAACAAUAUUGUUCAUGCUGGUAAGCUGGGCAUCCUUAGUGGCUCCGAAGUAUUGUUGUUUCGCAAAAUCAAUGAUUUUGACAAGAAUUUAAAAAGGAAGGAUCUUUAG